AUGGAAAUUAACGAUACUGAAUCUUCAUCAGUUACAAUAUUGUUUACUUCUGUACCACCAAUGGCUUGUUUUUGGAUUAUGUUCAUAUUUUUAAUACCAUCUAUAGUUUGUUCUGUUUUUCUUCUGUACAAUUUGCUCUUUGAUCAAAACCUACGCAAUGCAUUGAAUAAUCAUGUUGUUAUCGUUCUUCUUAUCGUUGGACUAUCGUCUUUAUUUCUUGACAUUCCAAACUAUCUUAUAUUUAUUUGGCUAGGAUAUGUUUGGCCUCAAUUAGCAAGCACAUGUUAUUUAUGGUGUUUUGUGAAUUUAGCUUGUUUCACUUUAUUUGGUUUUCUCAUGGUUUGGGCUACAAUCGAACGACAUAUUCUUGUAUUUCAUACUAAUUGGAUAAAUACUCAAACAAAACGUUUUCUUAUUCAUUAUUUACCAAUAACAAUAAUCAUUCUAUAUUGUUUUAGUUUUUAUACUAUUGUCAUUUUUUUUCCAUCAUGUGAAAAUGAAUUUGAUUAUACACAAAACUGGUGUGAUUACCCAUGUUAUUCUGAUGAUAACAAUCUUCUAGCAUAUGAAAAUAUUGUCCAUUUUCUUUUACCAAUACCUCUGAUUGUUAUCAUCAAUAUUUUGUUAAUUAUUCGUGUUGUCAAACAAAAACAACGUCUUCAUCAACAUGUGCAAUGGAACAAAUAUUACAAAAUGAUUUUACAAAUAAUAUCAUGUUCAGUCGUUUAUCUUUUAUUCGAUCUUCCUAUGUUGUCAAUUCUUGUAGCUCAUAAUUGCGGUUUACCAUAUGAAGCAAUUGGUCAAGUUGAACUCUUUUUUUAUUUUCUAGCUUAUUUCAUCAAUAUUUUUAUGCCUUUUGUAUUUUUUGGAUCGUUGCCGGAAAUCUGGAUAAAAAUACGACGAAGAAUACAACGUUUAACUAAUAGAGUUACUCCGGAAAAUAUAACAUUGCAUCCAUUUACAAUAAAGCAACUUAUAUUUGCACGAUGA
Molecule: messenger RNA, 990 nt
Organism: Rotaria sp. Silwood1
Lineage: Eukaryota; Metazoa; Rotifera; Eurotatoria; Philodinida; Philodinidae
Source: the annotation of a GenBank genome assembly